CAUAGAUAAUCCUGGGAACGGACGUAUAAACAACUAGUGCAGUGAGUUCCGGAUUCAGAUAUUGCCAUAAUGUCGGUUUGCUUCGAACAGUUCAACACUCGACUCUUAUUGAAGCGCUUUUCCAUCAUUAUUCUGAUAUUCCUAGGAUUUUUUCAUUCAUCAACAGCACAACAGAGUGACGAAUGGUCGCGUCCGGAAGAAUGCAUACGAACUUGUAAAAGCGACCAACCGCCUAAAACUUGUUACUACCACUUCAGACUCGAAUAUUAUACAUCUUAUGGCAGAGCUUGUGAACUAUGUUCAUCUAACGUAACAAAUCAACUUACCUCUAUACCUUGGUGUCAAUGUGUAGAAGGUGAUGGAAUUGAGAAAACAAUAUUUUCCAUUAAUAGGAUGCUUCCUGGCCCAAGUAUCCAGGUUUGUCUACAUGACAAUAUCAUCAUCGACGUUGAAAACGACAUCGAAGGCGUUGAAGUUACUCUGCAUUGGCACGGACUUUUUCAAAAUGGCUUCCAAUACUAUGACGGUGUACCCCAAUUAACGCAGUGCCCAAUAACUUCCCGUACGACAUUCAGGUACCAAUUCACCGCACAAAAUGCAGGUACUCACUUUUAUCACUCCCAUGUGGCGGUGCAUAAAAUCGAUGGGCAGUACGGAAGUUUAAUCAUACGAGAACCAGUAAGCGAAGAUCCACAUGGCUCUUUAUUCGACUUUGAUCUUCCGACACACGUCAUUGUCUUGAGCGAUUAUAUGCAUUAUUUGUCAAUGGAAAAGCUUCCCGGACUGUUUCGUAAUCCUCAAUUUCGAGGACAAUCUCCUGACGACAUAUUGAUCAAUGGUCGUGGAAGGUUCAUGGAUCCAAACACAAAUACUACGACCACAACUCCAGUAGAAGUAUUCCAAGUAAAACCUGGAAAAAGGUAUCGAUUCCGAGUUAUCAACUCCUUCAGUACAGUUUGUUUAGCGGAGUUUGCAGUCGAAGGGCACACUUUGCAAUUAAUUGCUCAAGACGGAGAAAAUGUUGAGCCGCGGCUUGUAAAUACUAUAAUCACAGGAUCUGGUGAACGGGUUGACUUCAUCCUAACUGCCAAUCAAACUACUACAGCCUACUGGAUUCAAGUACGUGGACUCGGUGAAUGCCAAGAAAAACGUGUUGGUCAACUUGCGAUUUUGACAUACUCAGCAAAUGUCCAAAUGCCAAAUAGUCCACCGCCGGGAUAUUUUCAAGGCUUAUCUCAAGGCAUACUGUAUAACCCAUUAGAUAGUGAAUGUAACACGGAACAACAAGGUUCCAUCUGCUAUAAUCAAUUACGUGCUGCAAAUGAAGUAGAUAAGGAAUAUUAUAAAGUGGAACCGGAUUAUCGAUUCGCUUUACCAUUUGCUAUUUAUUCUUAUAAUUCAACUCAAAAUACUUUCUUCCGAGGCAAUAAUUACAAGCAAUUCUUCGUUGCUGUUUCUAACGAUAUUGUUACAUCUACAGUUGACGGUAUCAGUUAUCAAUCACCUCCUGGGCCCCCUAUUUCUCAACAUGUUCAAACGCCGAUUUGUAAUCGCAACAAGUUACCUGAAAAUUGUUCAGAUCCGUGUAAUUGCUUUCAUGUACUUCCCGUAAAGUUAAACUCUAUGGUCGAGGUGAUUAUUUAUGACCAAGAUCCACAGCCUGACUUGUAUCAUCCAUUUCAUCUUCAUGGAUACGCGUUUAAAGUCUUCGAUGUUGGUCGCUUUACGGAUGGCAGAAAAAUUAGUAAAAAUGACAUCAACAGCGUAAUACAGCGACAUGUAAAAAAACUAAAAUCCAACGGAUAUCAUCGGCCUUCUGGAAAAGAUACAGUUGUGGUUCCUAAUGGUGGCUGGGUCAUCUUUCGAUUUAAGGCUGAUAAUCCAGGAUGGUGGUUUUAUCAUUGUCAUUUCACAUGGCAUACGGCCGUUGGUAUGGACUUGGCAUUUCAAGUAGGUGAAGCACAUGAUCUUCCUCCAGUCCCAAGAGGGUUUCCAAGAUGUAACAAUUUCCAGCCACCACCUAUGUUUGGUUCUGAUUAUUAAAAUACAAAUACAAAUAUAAUAAAAAUUCAACAUAGAAUAA
Molecule: messenger RNA, 2083 nt
Organism: Orussus abietinus
Lineage: Eukaryota; Metazoa; Arthropoda; Insecta; Hymenoptera; Orussidae
Product: laccase
Exons: 11
Coding region: 70-2043 (657 amino acids)
Biological process (GO): iron ion transport
Cellular component (GO): plasma membrane
Molecular function (GO): oxidoreductase activity; copper ion binding
Source: RefSeq, a predicted model, not a curated record